Molecule: messenger RNA, 714 nt
Organism: Rangifer tarandus platyrhynchus (Svalbard reindeer)
Lineage: Eukaryota; Metazoa; Chordata; Mammalia; Artiodactyla; Cervidae
Source: the annotation of a GenBank genome assembly
AUGCACCCCUGUGGAGGGCAGGACGAAGCCGCGGCCGAGGGAGUCCUGCGGCAGGCUCCGGCCCUGGGGGGCAGCGGCGGACCCGGCAAGCCCGUUCGGUACCUGUGCGAAGUGGCCGGGGAUGGCGAGGAGGAGGCGGGGGAGGACGAGGCCGACCUGCUGGACACCUCAGACCCCCCAGGAGGAGGCGAGAGCACAGCCAGUUUGGAGGAUCUGGAGGACGAGGAGACCCACUCGGGGGGCGAGGGCGGCGGCGGCGGGGGAGCACGGAGACGGGGCAGCGGUGGCGGCGGCGGCGGCGGCCUGAGCAAGACCUGCACGUACGAGGGCUGCAGCGAGACCACGAGUCAGGUGGCCAAGCAGCGCAAGCCGUGGAUGUGCAAGAAGCACCGCAACAAGAUGUACAAGGACAAAUACAAGAAAAAGAAAAGCGACCAGGCCCUGAACUGCGGUGGGGCCACCGCGUCUGGCAGCUCAGGAAACGUCAAACUGGAGGAAAGUGCAGACAACAUACUCUCCAUUGUAAAACAAAAAACGGGAUCUUUUGGAGAUCGACCUGCAAGACCUACUCUUUUAGAACAAGUGUUAAAUCAAAAAAGACUGUCAUUACUAAGAAGUCCAGAAGUGGUACAGUUUUUACAGAAACAGCAGCAGCUAUUAAAUCAGCAAGUUUUGGAGCAAAGACAACAGCAGUUUCCAGGAACAUCAGUGUGA